This is a messenger RNA of Exophiala viscosa, 1611 nucleotides long. Its product is annotated as amino acid or gaba permease. The transcript has 4 exons. Gene Ontology annotation, molecular function: transmembrane transporter activity. Gene Ontology annotation, cellular component: membrane. NCBI's taxonomy places the organism in Eukaryota, Fungi, Ascomycota, Eurotiomycetes, Chaetothyriales, Herpotrichiellaceae. The coding region runs from base 1 to 1611 and encodes 536 amino acids. The record is from RefSeq and is a predicted model, not a curated record. Gene Ontology annotation, biological process: transmembrane transport.
AUGGCUUCCACAGUUGAAAAGGGCCCGUCCCAGACGAAUUUGAAGCAGUCACCGACUCCUUCUGACGCUGUGUCUGUCAAGAAUGGCACUACCACGGAUUCUGGCCUCGUCCUUACACAUGACGAGUACCACCUGGCCACACUGGGGUACAAGCAGGAGUUCCUACGCAGUCUGGGGUUCUUCGAAAGUUGGGCGGCGACAUUUACCAGUAUGAACUUCAUCAGUGGUAUCCCAGUGCUCUUUGGUUGGGUCAUGUAUACCGGCGGACCCAAGGCUGCCUUUGCCAACUGGACAAUGGUCGGCGGCUUGUCUUGCAUAGUCAGUCUGGUGAUGGCUGAGCUUGGAGCUGCUCUACCCACCACUGGCGGCAUCUACUUCUGGAGCUACCGCUUGGGAGGAGAGAAAUAUGGCCCAUUUCUGUCAUGGAUGACCGCCUGGUGGAACUGGGCUGGCUGGGUCACCGUUGUCCCGGGUGUCCAGCAAGGCUCGACGAAUUUCCUCUUGGCUGCUUUGGAGAUCAAAUAUCCCAACUCAACAGUGCUGUACAAGGGUUGGUUCAGCUGGCUCUUGACCUCGAUCGGAAUGAUCUUCGCCAUGAUCCCCAACAUCUACAGCCCGAAGAUCCUGCAAUGGUAUUUCCGAUUUGCGAAACACUUCAACACCACUUCUGGUGCAUUCGACCUGUUCUACAACGGAAUCAACCUGGGCGAGGAGAAACAAGCGUCCGAUGCAUACUGCUGGGUCAUUUCGGUUCUCUUCGGUGCCUGGGUGUUUUACGGAUACGACGCGAGUGCCCAUCUUGCCGAAGAAACGAAACAAGCCUCGACUGUGGUUGCGAAGGGCAUAUACAUGUCGACGUUUUCGGCGUGGCUCCUGUCCAUCCCAACGCUCAUCAUCGUCCUGUUCUGCAUGCAGGACUUUGACGGCAUUGUCUCGGCCACAUAUUCCAAUAACUGGGCCGAGUACCUGGUCCAGUUGAUCGGCGAGAACGGUGCUGUUGCUAUCCUUUCCCUGCUGUGGGUCGACAGUACGUGUGCCACUGCAUCAUGUUUCAUGUCCGCACAGCGAGUCACCUACGCGAUCUCGCGCGACCAUGUCUUGCCCUUCAGCUCUUUCUUCCGCAAACUCUCCAAACGCAAGAUGCCGGUCAAUGCUGCCCUGCUGGUGUGCGGCGUCUCGAUCGCAGUCACGACAGCAGUAAUCGGGUCGACCGUGGCGUUCUCCGCCAUCACUGCCACCGCAACGAUCUCGACCAACUUCUCUUACCUUUUCCCCAUCAUCGCCAGGCAGACCAUCGGUCGGAAGACGUUUGUCCCUGCAAAGUGGAAUUUGGGAAAAUUCUCGGCACCUCUGGCAACGAUCGCCUCAUUGUACAUCAUGUUUCUCUUCAUCGUGCUGCUCCUUCCACAGCUGUAUCCGGUGACCUCGGAGACUCUCAAUUAUGCACCGAUCUGCAUCGGCAUCAUCACCAUCGUCAGCUUGGGAGGUUGGUUCUUUCCCAAAUGGGGCGCAAUGUACUGGUUUAAGGGUCCAAUCAAGACGAUUACUGAAGCUGAGUUGAGCAAUGCAAGGCUGUCGAGCUCUUCUAUAGCCUGGUCAUACACUGGAUAA